Drosophila takahashii is the source of this 1586-nucleotide messenger RNA. RefSeq names its product rudimentary-like (gene r-l). Gene Ontology annotation, biological process: 'de novo' pyrimidine nucleobase biosynthetic process; 'de novo' UMP biosynthetic process. The record is from RefSeq and is a predicted model, not a curated record. Lineage: Eukaryota; Metazoa; Arthropoda; Insecta; Diptera; Drosophilidae. Gene Ontology annotation, molecular function: orotidine-5'-phosphate decarboxylase activity; orotate phosphoribosyltransferase activity.
UGCCAUCCCUAUUGUUAGACUCCCAAUUGGACGGUUCUUAUUGGCGCUGAGCUAGCACGUGUCCGGAGACUAGAGAUCGAGAAUCACCCACCAUGGUUGCCCAGAACUCGGACAAAAUGCGGGCCCUGGCCCUGAAGCUCUUCGAGAUCAAUGCCUUCAAGUUCGGCGACUUCAAGAUGAAGGUGGGCAUCAAUUCGCCGGUUUACUUUGACCUGCGAGUGAUCGUCAGCUAUCCGGAUGUGAUGCAAACCGUUUCCGAUCUCCUGGUGGAGCACAUCAAGGACAAGCAGCUGACCGCCAAGCACGUGUGCGGAGUUCCCUACACGGCGCUUCCACUGGCCACCAUUGUGUCCGUGCAGCAGGGCACUCCCAUGUUGGUGCGGCGCAAGGAGGCCAAGGCCUACGGCACCAAGAAGCUGGUCGAGGGCAUCUUCAAUGCCGGCGACACCUGUCUGAUUGUCGAGGACGUGGUCACCUCCGGUUCGAGCAUUCUGGACACGGUGAGGGAUCUGCAGAGCGAGGGCAUUGUGGUCACCGAUGCCGUCGUGGUGGUGAACCGGGAGCAGGGCGGCGUGGCCAACAUCGCCAAGCACGGCGUGCGGAUGCACUCGCUCUUCACGCUCUCCUUCCUGCUGAACACUUUGCACGAGGCCGGACGCAUCGAGAAGUCCACCGUGGAGGCGGUGGCCAAGUACAUAGCCGCCGUCCAAAUCAACAGCGAUGGCAGCUUUGUCGGCGGCGAUAAGGCCGACGUGGUCGGAGCCAACGACUUGCAGCGCACUAAACUGACCUACGAGAGUCGCGCCAACUUGGCCAAGAGUGCGGUGGCCAAGAGGCUCUUCAACCUGAUAGCCGCCAAGCAGACGAACCUCUGCCUGGCCGCCGAUCUGACCCGUGCCGAUGAGAUCCUGGACGUGGCCAACAAGUGUGGUCCGUACAUCUGCCUGCUGAAGACGCACGUGGACAUUGUGGAGGAUUUCAGCGAGAAAUUCAUCAGCGCCCUGCAGUCUCUGGCCCAGCGACACAACUUCCUCCUCAUGGAGGAUCGCAAGUUUGCGGAUAUUGGCAACACGGUGUCGCUGCAGUACGGCAAGGGCAUCUACAAGAUUUCUAGCUGGGCUGAUUUGGUCACGGCGCACACGUUACCUGGGCGCAGUAUUCUGCAGGGUCUGAAGGCGGCGCUGGGCGAGGAGGCGGCUGGCAAGGAGCGCGGUGUCUUCCUGCUGGCGGAGAUGUCGGCCAGCGGCAAUCUGAUCGAUGCCAAGUACAAGGAGAACAGCAACAAGAUCGCCACCGAGGGCGCCGAUGUGGAUUUUGUGGCCGGUGUGGUGUGUCAGUCCUCCGAUGCCUUCGCCUUUCCCGGCCUCUUGCAGCUGACGCCUGGAGUGAAGAUCGACGAGAGCGUGGACCAACUGGGCCAGCAGUACCAGAGUCCAGAGCAUGUGGUUAAGGAGCGAGGAGCCGACAUUGCAGUGGUCGGUCGGGGCAUCCUGAAGGCCAGCAGUCCGGAGCAGGCGGCCCAAACCUACCGCGAUCGCCUGUGGGCAGCCUACCAGGAUCGAGUGGCCAAGUAGAAGAUAUAGCAG